AAAAAACUUUAUAAAUAAAACACCAACAAGAGAGAAAAUGGCUAAGGGCUUAUUCAAACCUGUCCUCAGUUUUCUGAUAUUGAUCUCGUUAGUGGCGGUUGCAGUAAACCUUCCGUCCACGGUUGAGGCACAGGACAAGAAGAAGCCGAGGAGAGAUGUUCCUCUAGUGAAAGGUCUCUCAUGGAGCUUUUACCAGAAAGCAUGUCCAAAAGUGGAAAGCAUCAUCAGGAAAGAGCUCAAGAAAGUCUUUAAGAGAGACAUUGGUUUAGCUGCAGCCAUCCUUCGUAUACAUUUCCAUGACUGCUUCGUUCAGGGAUGUGAAGCAUCAGUGCUGCUAGAUGGAUCAGCGAGUGGACCGGGAGAACAAUCAUCGAUCCCGAAUCUGACACUCCGUCAAGCCGCCUUAGCCCUCAUCAAUGACCUUCGUGCCCUCGUCCACAAGCAGUGCGGUCAAGUCGUCUCUUGCUCUGACAUCCUCGCUCUAGCCGCCCGUGACUCUGUCGUCCUAUCAGGAGGGCCAGACUAUGCUGUACCACUUGGCCGACGCGACUCACUAGCAUUCGCUAGCCAGAACACAACGUUAAACAACUUACCGCCACCAUUCGCCAAGGCGGACCAGCUCAUCGCCGACUUCGCUAAUAGAAACCUCAACAUCACCGACUUAGUUGCAUUAUCCGGUGGUCACACCAUCGGAAUUGCGCAUUGUCCGUCUUUCACAGACCGGCUAUACCCGAGCCAAGACCCAACCAUGAACAAAUCCUUCGCCAACAACCUCAAACGCACUUGCCCCACCGCGAACUCGAGCAACACGCAAGUGUUAGACAUAAGGAGCCCUGACGUGUUUGACAACAAGUACUACGUUGAUCUCAUGAACCGACAAGGGCUGUUCACGUCCGACCAGGACUUGUACACGGACAAAAGAACACGUGGUAUUGUGGAGAGCUUUGCGAUCGACCAGAAGCUGUUUUUCGAUCAUUUUGUGGUGGGGAUGAUCAAGAUGGGUCAGAUGAGUGUCUUGACGGGGUCACAAGGAGAGAUUCGUGCAAACUGUUCCGCCAGAAACACUGACAGUUUCAUGUCUGUUUUGGAAGAAGGCAUUCUCGAGGAGGCUCUUUCCAUGAUCUAGAUAAAACCAUAUAAGUAUCGCCUCUUAUUUUCCUUUGAGUAUGUUUUUUUAGUUAACGCACUUGUGGUUUGUGGAAUGCUUGUAUAAGACUAUCUGAUAAAUAAGAGUGUUGCUUCAUCUUAGCUUUGUUAGUUCAUGAACGUAUGCUUAAUCUGUGGA
Molecule: messenger RNA, 1285 nt
Organism: Eruca vesicaria subsp. sativa (arugula)
Lineage: Eukaryota; Viridiplantae; Streptophyta; Magnoliopsida; Brassicales; Brassicaceae
Source: the annotation of a GenBank genome assembly